Molecule: messenger RNA, 1344 nt
Organism: Amaranthus tricolor (Joseph's coat)
Lineage: Eukaryota; Viridiplantae; Streptophyta; Magnoliopsida; Caryophyllales; Amaranthaceae
Exons: 4
Coding region: 191-868 (225 amino acids)
Source: RefSeq, a predicted model, not a curated record
GUUAUCUGUCGGGUACCGAUAAAUGAUAAGAAAGCAGGAUAAGAUGUGAUUGUCCAUUUGGACGAAGAUUUAGAGAUUACAAACCCAACCAACAACCUCACAUACCUGUAUUACUACUCAAAACCGCCAUUGUUAUUCAUUUCUCUUCAAGUUCAAGGUUUUGGUUUAUGCAAGUUAUAAAGCAGUAAAAAUGGUGGUUCUAGCAAGCAGCAGUGUUAGUAUAAAUUCAUCCCCAAUUAUGGGGACGGGGGUUAACAAUACCCUUUUUCAUUCUCAAAAACCCCAAAAACCCUUAAUUUUUAUGCCAAAUGCUAAACCCAUUUCUCAAUUUCUUUCUCUCCCCCCCUUAUCGAUUGAUGCUGUUUCUCCUUCUUCCGCUAGAACUUCAGCUGUUGCUGUUGCUACCGAUACCAAUCAGCCCAGUUCUUCUUCUGAUCAGGAUCAGACAACUAAGAAGUAUUAUUUUGUGGUUGCAAAUGCAAAAUUCAUGCUUGAUGAAGAGGAACAUUUUAAAGAGCUUAUGAACGAGAGGCUUCGUCUUUUCGGCGAGCGUAACAAAGAGCAGGACUUUUGGCUUGUUAUUGAACCUAAGUUCCUGGACAAAUUCCCUAACAUUACCAAGAGAUUAAAGAGACCUGCUGUAGCUUUGGUUUCAACAAACGGUCCAUGGAUCACGUUCAUGAAACUGAGAUUGGAUCGUGUUCUAGCAGAAAGCUAUGAAGCCAACAGCUUAGAAGAAGCAUUAGAAUCAAACCCAACCAAAUUAGAGUUUGAAAAGCCAGAAAAGUGGGUAGCCCCAUACAAAAAAUAUGAAUAUGGUUGGUGGGAGCCCUUUUUGCCACCAGGACCCCCGAAGCCCGAGGCUUGAAGAGCAGUCGCUAAGUAGUGUUUACCAGUUUUUGUGUUAGAUGAAUCGAAUAUUAGUGCAUAGUCGCAUCUCGCAUCUCGCAUCUCGCAUGGAUACUUGAGGUCGAUCUUGUUCAGGUACUAGACGAAGCCCUAUAUCGAUAAUACAAAAGACCGACUUAUUUUGAAGCUGGUGCAGUGCAAUAAAGCAUGCAGCAACGACAAGAGUUGAAGUAGAAAAGAAAACAAUGCAUACUUUUUGUGUUGUUUGCUGUGUGGCUAGUUGUUUAAGUAUGUCCGUAUGUGUUUAGUUAUAAAUUGUAUUUGUAGGGUUGGUGUAUUUGCUCUAGGUAAUGUACUCAUGUUUGCUUACUUUUCUUUACUUCCCUAUAUGAACAGGUAUCCCUAAAUAUAUUUUUCGGUUAGAUACCUUGGACAUGUUUGAAACACUCUUGGUUUUGUUGUGAGGAAUAUAAGCAAAAAUUUAACUUUUAAAAA